Messenger RNA from Lecanosticta acicola, 766 nucleotides. The record is from the annotation of a GenBank genome assembly. Lineage: Eukaryota; Fungi; Ascomycota; Dothideomycetes; Mycosphaerellales; Mycosphaerellaceae.
AUGGCUUCUCUCCGCUAUCUCGGCCCCAAAGCCGCCGCAGCUUUGGACGAGGAACUCAUGUCCAGCGGCGCCUUUUCCAUCGAUCAGCUCAUGGAACUUGCUGGACUCAGGUAACAAUACCAUCCACUGUACAACACCGCACCACUCUAAUUAUCCCGACAGCGUCUCCCAAGCCCUCCACACGCUCUCCCCACCCACCAAGACUCCCCGCAUCCUCAUCGCCUGCGGCCCAGGAAACAACGGCGGCGACGGCCUCGUAGCAGCCCGCCACCUGCACCAUUUCGGCUACAACCCCUCCAUCUACUACCCCAAACAAGGCAAGAAUGAACUUUACGGACGUCUGCGGAAACAAUUGGAACAGCUCCGGAUUCCCUUCAUUCAGGAUUUCCAGUCCCAGCUCUCGCAGUCGGAUCUUGUCGUCGAUGCCAUUUUUGGGUUUUCCUUCUCUGGCGAGGUGAGGGAGCCUUUCCCAAACGUGAUACAGGCUUUGGCGGAAUCCAAGGUACCGGUGCUGGCGGUGGACGCUCCUAGUAGCUGGAAUAUUGAAACUGGACCGCCUUCGGAAGGACCUGGGAAGGAGUAUAAUCCGGACGCUUUGAUUUCGCUGACGGCGCCGAAACCGCUGGUCAAAUGGUUCAAGGGAAGACAUUUUGUGGGUGGAAGAUUCGUGGGUAGGGAGAUCGCGGAGAAGUAUGGAUUUGAUGUCCCGCCUUUUAAGGGUGCUGAACAAGUCGUGGAGAUCGGGAGAGAUGGAGGGAUGCUAUGA